AUGAGCGAACGACAGCCAAGGUCACAGAUCACCAAAUACUUCGACCUCGACCCUAUCACUAUCGGAGAAGUUUUAGAGACGGCAGCCGUAUCUGUUGGCGAUACACCCGUUGAAUCAAGCGACGCUGCUGCAAUACAAGAAGCAGAAAAGAGAUGCAUCAAUACAAGCGGCGACGAAACGGAAGGUGGUAGGUUGGGCGGCAAAGCCCAAGCCGCGGCAAGUUUCAAUGCCGGUGCAGCUCAAAACGUCAAUAAGAUAACCAUUUCUGAUGUUUUAUUGGAUGCUACUUCAAAGUUGCCUCGGGAUAAAGCUGUGACAUGUGAAGAUGCCGAUGAGGUGAAAGGUGCAGAGCUGAGAGCUAGGCCUCAAGCCGCUGCAAGGCCCGGUGGAGUGGCGGAUACGAUGGAAAAAGCUGCUAAGAUGAACCUAGACGAUUAAGAUGACGCCGCCUG
Messenger RNA from Hibiscus syriacus, 452 nucleotides. Its product is annotated as late embryogenesis abundant protein 3-like. NCBI's taxonomy places the organism in Eukaryota, Viridiplantae, Streptophyta, Magnoliopsida, Malvales, Malvaceae. The transcript is spliced from 2 exons. The record is from RefSeq and is a predicted model, not a curated record. Bases 1 to 438 code for a protein of 145 amino acids.